UAGCGUAUUCGUUCGCUGUGCAUUAGACGCAGCUCGAAACGAUCCAUCCCUAAAGCUCACGAUAUCUAAUAAUAUAUUGACCUAAAAAUGUUGCGUGACGAUUGCUACGCGUUAAUGAAACGCUGCGAUUUCGGCGUACUAAAUUAGACAUUUGUUCGAAUUUCUGUCGAAGUAAAACUCAUUAUUUCCUAUUAUUAAUAUUUACGAGGGUACGUUAUGUGCUAGUGUUUAUAAAUGAGCGGGCUAACGGGCGGGUGAAGCUAUAUAUUAGAAGCCAGCAGGUUUCUCGUCAGUGCGGUUCCGACCCUUUAUAUUGUAGUAGUUGCCGGUAUCGUUAAUGUUAUAUGGCCAAAAAUUGGCCGAUAGCUGUCUAAAAUGCUUUAGGAUAUGUCCGAUUUAAUGAUUUUGUGUCUCGGAAUUCUCAAUCUACGAAAUGGAGCUUGAGUUAUUACUUUACUGUUUAGUUUUUUCGUUAAGACACGUGUUUGCAAACAACACAUCGCCUCCUGAGAAUGUUCCUCAAACACUUCGGUAUGAAGCACCAGAUGACUGCCAGUGGUGGAUACGUGAACCAGCUGUAGCGGGUGGACAAGAUGAAGUAGCGUUAACGUGUAAAUUACGGACUAUAAACAGUGAGUUUGACACAACUAACUUUAGCGUCAUUCCUUCAGAACACACUACCUCCCUUCGCGUAGAAUGCAGUGAUGUAAUCAUGUCUCGAAGUAGUUUAGACGAUCGCAGUUUUGUACAUUUGAUAAAAUUACGGGAAUUAGAGUUGGAACAUUGCAAAUUAGGGCGAUGGCCAGCGGGUACGUUAAUGGGAUUACGAGAUCUAAGAAAUCUAACUGUUCGAACUCAUAACACUAAUUGGCCGGCGAUGAGCUUAGAUCUUGCAGCCGAAAGCUUUGUGCCCGUCCGUCAGUUGGAAAGAUUAGAUUUGAGCUGUAAUAAUAUCUGGUCGUUUCCCGAAAACAUUUUUUGCCCGCUCACUAAUCUGGUCACAUUAAACGUUAGCGAAAAUAGGCUUCAAGACGUUAGCGACUUAGGCUUCCGCGAGAAGGCAUCGGGCGCACCAUUACCUUUAAUUAGCAUUCCGGAGGAAGAGCACUUACAUCGUGCCGAAAUGCCCAAGGGCUUUACACAUCCUUGUAGUUUAGAUAUACAAGUAUUAGACACCUCGUUUAAUCACUUCGUCUUGAUACCGGCGAGCGGAUUCAGCGUUUUACGCAGAUUGCGUGAACUUUUCAUUCACAACAACGAAAUAUCGAUGGUCGCCGAUAGGGCCCUAGCCGGUCUUAAAGCACUACAGAUAUUUGAUUUGUCGAACAACAAAGUCGUGGCGCUCCCUCCCGAGCUGUUCAAAGACUCCGCGGGAUCCAUAAAAGAAAUUUAUCUUCAAAACAAUUCUAUCAGCGUUUUAGCUCCAGGACUUUUUUCAAACUUAGAACAACUACUCGCCUUAGAUUUAUCAAAAAAUCAUUUAACCAGCGCUUGGAUAAACAGCGAAACAUUCUCCGGAUUAAUUAGACUCGUAUUGUUGAAUUUAUCCUACAAUCGGAUUUCUAAAUUAGAACCCGCGUUUUUUAGGGAUCUCUACACCCUACAGAUUCUAAACUUGGAGCACAAUUUAUUGCAAAGCAUUCCGGCGGACACGUUCGCGCCUAUGAGCAAUUUACACACUUUAAUUAUUUCUUAUAACAAGAUCACGUAUUUGGAUGCGUACUCCCUGAAUGGCCUUUACGUACUAUCUCUUCUGGGGAUGGAUAAUAACUUACUUGAAGGAAUUCACCCAGAAGCUUUUAGAAAUUGUUCCAGUUUGCAAGAUCUAAAUCUCAACGGUAACGUGCUCUCGGCUGUGCCAUUGGCACUUAAGAACAUGCGUUUACUUCGAACAGUCGACUUAGGAGAGAAUUCUAUUUCGGCUUUGGAGGAGCCCGGUUUUCGCGGCAUGAACAAUUUAUACGGCUUGAGAUUAAUCGGAAAUCAACUACAGAAUAUAAGCAAACGAGCAUUUGCGGAUUUGCCGGCUCUGCAGAUUCUAAAUCUUGCCCGAAAUAAGAUUCAGAGGAUAGAGCACGGCGCCUUUGAAUCUAGUCCCACUUUGCAGGCUAUUCGGUUGGAUGCUAAUCUCUUGACUGAUAUUAACGGACUAUUUGCGGAUAUUCCCAGUUUAUUGUGGUUAAAUAUUUCGGACAAUCAGCUUGAGUGGUUCGACUACGCUCUUAUACCGAGAGGAUUGCAGUGGCUCGAUAUGCAUAAAAAUAACGUAAAAGAAAUUGGAAAUCAUUACGCUUUAGAUUUAGAACUUCAACUACAAACCCUAGAUGCGAGCUUCAAUAAGCUUACAAAAUUAAGUAGCGUUUCAGUUCCGAGCAGCAUAGAACUGCUUUUUCUGAACGAUAACCUUAUAUCAGUUGUCGAACCCCACACAUUUUUAAGGAAGACUAAUCUAACGCGAGCGGAUCUGUACGCUAAUCAGAUAGUAAGCAUGGACUUGAACGCGCUCAGGCUUACACCCGUUGAUCCCGAUCGACCCUUACCCGAAUUCUACAUCGGCGGAAAUCCAUUUCAAUGCGACUGCACUAUGGAGUGGUUGCAGAGAAUUAACAAACUCGACCACCUCAGGCAACAUCCACGCGUUAUGGAUCUCGACAGCAUCUACUGUAAGCUCCUGUAUAAUCGUGACAGUAAUUACCUACCUCUAAUUGAAGCCGAAUCUUCCCAAUUUUUAUGCACGUAUAAAACCCAUUGUUUCGCAUUGUGCCAUUGUUGCGAUUUCGACGCGUGCGAUUGCGAAAUGACAUGUCCCACGAACUGCACUUGUUAUCACGAUCAAUCCUGGUCCGCUAACGUCGUCGAAUGUUCGGGAGUUGGUUAUACGGAGAUGCCGAGUAGAAUACCAAUGGACGCUACCGAAGUUUAUUUGGACGGGAAUAGUUUCGGAGAGCUCUCGAGCCACUCAUUCAUAGGGCGUAAAAACUUGAAAGUGCUCUAUGCGAAUAAUUCCAACAUCGCCGCAGUCUAUAACCAUACUUUCAGCGGAUUACGUCGAUUAACCGUAUUGCACUUGGAGAAUAAUCGCAUUAAGCAACUACUAGGAUUUGAAUUAGCAACGUUGGAGAGUUUACGCGAGUUGUAUAUGCAAGGCAAUCUCAUUCAUUACGUUGAUAAUAGAACUUUUCUGGAGUUGAAGCAGCUGGAGGUUUUGCGAAUUGAUGGCAACCGUUUGACUACAUUUGAAGUUUGGCAGUUUAUAAACAACCCUUACUUAGUUGAAAUUGGACUCGGUGAAAAUUUGUGGUCUUGCGAUUGUCAUUACGUUCAAAAGUAUAGAACGUGGUUACAAGUAAAUUUAGGCAAAGUUUUAGAUUCGGCUAAGAUUGUGUGUAACCUCAAUAAUUCGACAAAAAGUGUCGGGCUUUUAAUGACCGACUUUAAUUCGACGUCUUGCACCGCGUACAGCAUAAGCUCCCACGCAAUUGUCGAAAGUCAAGUCAUGAACGACUAUUUACCGAUGUUGUUGGUAGCAAUGUGUGUUUUUUUAGCAAGCGUAGUUAUUGUUUGUGGAGCUUUUUAUUACCGCAAGGAAUUAAGGGUGUGGAUAUACUCACGCUGCGGUUUAAGAAUGUGUUAUAAAACUACCGCGUUCGAAGAGCAACAAGAUAAAGAUAGACUUUUUGAUGCAUACGUGAGUUAUAGCGCUAAAGAUGACGCGUUCGUAAAUCAAGUUCUUGUACCUGGACUUGAGGGUGCCGACGCUAACUACAGGCUUUGCUUGCACUACAGGGAUUUCAACGUUUCCACAUAUGUAGCCGAUACAAUAAUUGAAGCCGUUGAAUCCUCGCGGCGUACUAUUAUCGUAUUAUCCAAAAACUUUUUGCACAACGAAUGGUGCAGAUUUGAAUUUAAAUCUGCUUUGCACGAAGUGUUAAAGGACAGACGACGUAGGUUAAUUUUUAUAGUGACGGGUGAACUACCUCAACGAGAUUUAGACCCAGAUUUAAGGUUGUAUUUAAAAACUAAUACUGUGAUCGAAUGGGGGGAUCGCCAAUUUUGGCAAAAAUUGCAAUUCGCGAUGCCGGACGUUAAAAGAGCGUGCGUACAUCAACGUUCCUCUGUUAAUAUUUACGCUUCGACGGCACCGAUGCAUUUGGAGCGUUCCCGAAGUCCUGCUCUACCUCCGCCUCCACCUCCAGGCAAACUGCCACCAUUUCUGCAACAUCCCCCAAGUCUCCCUCGGGAUUCAAGGACAUUGCCUCAUCCUCUUUGGACGUAGCGGAAUGUUCGCCGCAGUGGUCCACUUCGGCGAACAUACCGUACGAACUAAAGGUUAAGUGGAUUGCUUGGACGACGCGAGACUGUGGAUGUGAUACUGUGCGAUUCCACUAUUAUAUUCUAAAUUAAACUAAUUUUUUAAUCGUUCCGUUAAUAGUAAUUAAUACCGACGGACUGGUGAUAUCGAAUUUACUUAAUAUCUCUGAAUAGUAUCGAAAUAAGUAUUUAUAUUUGAUCGAUUCCACUAAUUGUACAAUUUAUCAGUGUCUAUUACGUUUUUCCUAAAAUUAUGGCUUAUGAGCUUAAUAGUGUUUAAGUGUAUAUAAUAAAGCUGUUUCAAAGAUUCUUACAAUUUAUGUCAACUACGGGUUUCGUUUUGUAAUAUAAUAAUAUUGUAAUUUACGUAAGCACUUACCAGAGUAAUGGUUGUGUAUUUGUAAUAUUGUAGAAGAACUAACAAUUCUGGCAGUGCUGUAGUAAAUUCCUGCAGUAAACCACAACGAUAUUACUAGGUUUAAGCUGUUUAAACUACAAUUCCUAUAGAUAAUAAAUUAAUUAAUUUUAUUUGAUUUGUACAUUCUGUAAUAUAUUAAUACAUACUAUAUUUUCGUCGAAAAUUCCAAAGCACGUUGUAUAUAUUAUAAGCUUACAAACGUAACUUUUAAAUAAAUUAUUUAAUUUUUAUUCGAGAA
Messenger RNA from Photinus pyralis (common eastern firefly), 4967 nucleotides. It is a transcript of the gene Toll-6, whose product is annotated as toll-like receptor 6. Gene Ontology annotation, cellular component: extracellular matrix. Bases 434 to 4276 code for a protein of 1280 amino acids. Gene Ontology annotation, biological process: signal transduction. The transcript is spliced from 2 exons. Gene Ontology annotation, molecular function: protein binding. The record is from RefSeq and is a predicted model, not a curated record. Lineage: Eukaryota; Metazoa; Arthropoda; Insecta; Coleoptera; Lampyridae.